CCAGUUUCCUGAGAACUUCAACUUCUUUCUCAUCUGAAAGGAUAAUCCUAGAAAGCUCACAAAAUGUGUGAUGCAUUUGUAGGUACCUGGAAGCUUGUCUCCAGUGAAAACUUUGAUGAUUACAUGAAGGAAGUGGGAGUGGGUUUUGCAACCAGAAAAGUGGCUGGUAUGGCCAAACCGAAUAUGAUUAUUAGUGUGAGUGGAGAUGUUAUCACCAUUAAAUCAGAGAGUACCUUCAAAAAUACCGAGGUUUCCUUCAAACUUGGCCAAGAGUUUGAUGAGGUCACUGCAGAUGACAGGAAAGUCAAGAGCUGUUUUACCUUGGAUGGAGGUGUUCUGGUGCAGGUGCAGAAGUGGGAUGGAAAAUCAACCACCAUAAAGAGAAAGAGAGUGGAUGACAAACUGGUGGUGGAAUGUGUCAUGAAAGGCGUCACUUCUACUAGAGUUUACGAGAGAGCUUAAAUCAAGAGACUCUGAGCUGGAUUGAUGUUUGCACCGAACUUCACAAUGUUUCACUGGAUGCAUUGUCCAAAUAUAUUGGUUUUUUUUUUCACUAAUUAGCAAGUAAUCGAUUUCUCCCCAAAUGAUUUCACUAGAUGUAACUGUGUUGGUUAAAUAAAUUUUUUUUAGAUUUAAA
Messenger RNA from Sorex fumeus (smoky shrew), 637 nucleotides. Its product is annotated as fatty acid-binding protein, adipocyte. NCBI's taxonomy places the organism in Eukaryota, Metazoa, Chordata, Mammalia, Eulipotyphla, Soricidae. Gene Ontology annotation, biological process: fatty acid transport. Gene Ontology annotation, molecular function: fatty acid binding. Gene Ontology annotation, cellular component: nucleus; cytosol. The record is from RefSeq and is a predicted model, not a curated record. The coding region runs from base 64 to 462 and encodes 132 amino acids. The transcript has 4 exons.